CAUUUAUCCACAUAAAUCCAGUUGGAAUCAAUUUUAUCACAAGCAAAUUAAAAAUCACUUUGAUUAUCACAAGCAAAAUUAGAAGGAAAACAAGAUUCAGAAAUAGGCCGACGUGUCAUGUUCCCCGAACCAAGAUAACAAAAAGAAAUCGAUAACCCGCCACAGCCUCAAAAUUCAAUCCAGAAAUCCGCUCCCAUGUCUCUCUUCGUCGCCAGCGGCGGCAAUGUUGCCAAAACUCUCCCCGCCGGAGCCAUCUCCGUACAGCGCCAUCUGUCGUCUAACUACUUCCCCCGUCGCAGUGGCGUCCGGCUUCCGCAGCCGCUCUCCCCCAGGAGAGCUCACCUCCUCCUCCACAUAGUCUCCGCCAAGGGUCGGCGGGGCUCCAUCAAAACCACCGAGAAGUCGGGGGAGAAACGGAACACGAAUCCCGAUCAGAUCGAGUUCGGCUCCUCCACAGAUGGCACUGAGAGCAGCAGCGCCGGUUUAAGCAGCGGUAGUGUUGUUGAUGACGGUUUUGUGAUGCCGAAUCUCCCAGGGGACGAAAAGGACUUCUGGGAAGGUCCGCAGUGGGAUACUCUCGGCUUCGCCGUCGAGUAUCUGUGGGCACUGGGUAUUGUUUUUUCGUUGAUAGCUUGUGGCGUUGCUGUGGCUACAUACAACGAAGGAGCAACAGAUUUCAAGGACACUCCGGCGUACAAAGAGUCCACCCAGACAGGGGAUGUUUUGGAAGAACCUGGUGAAUCUGUUUUCGAGUCCAAUCCAACUGAGGAGGCACCUAGUUUGGAUUAAGCAAAUCUUUGUGAAUUCGACGCGAAGAAGAAUGAAACGGUCUCCGUGGAUCCUCCAUACGUUGGCGCUCGAAGGAUAGAAGACGACUCCAUAAGGUUUAUGAUUUGCUUGCCUAUACUUUGCGCUGAAAGGAUUUGCUGCUGCUGCAAGCUCUUCAGUCUGUGCCCGCGCAGAUUAGUCUGAAGCGCAUGCAUUUGGCUAUCGAAAAGUUGUAAUUGCUUAGACAAUCUUGGUGUUGGACAACUGUAUACUGAGAUGCGCUGGAUUUAUAGUAGAAUCAAGGUAGUUCCUUUAGCUACUAGUAAGUUUGAUUGUUGCAAAUCUGAGCUCAAUUGCAUAACAAACAUAAAAAGUAGCCCAAAGGGAUAUAAAUCGCAUGGAAACCAACCAUGUAAGGUGAGUUGGAGAAGGGCUGUGAGGUUUAUGAAUGCUUAUGGCCCUACAAGGUCUGGGUAGCCCGUCAUCGAGCACCCUAAUUCGAGCUAGCUAUGGGGUGGCAUUCCGCAGCCACCCACGACACAAGGUGAACAUCCAUUACAGGCUCAGACUCCAAUACAAGCAGAGAGAUGGGUCAUUGUUCAUGGCCAUAGCCAAGCAAUGGAUAUAGAGUGGCGGCAUGCCAUCUCGGAGUCGAAUUACCAAAGGAUAGAGCGCAAAUGGAUAUUAAAACAAGUCAAACAUU
Messenger RNA from Linum trigynum, 1471 nucleotides. The record is from the annotation of a GenBank genome assembly. NCBI's taxonomy places the organism in Eukaryota, Viridiplantae, Streptophyta, Magnoliopsida, Malpighiales, Linaceae.